This is a messenger RNA of Amaranthus tricolor (Joseph's coat), 1223 nucleotides long. Its product is annotated as psbP domain-containing protein 2, chloroplastic. The transcript has 3 exons. Gene Ontology annotation, cellular component: photosystem II oxygen evolving complex; extrinsic component of membrane; photosystem II. Gene Ontology annotation, biological process: photosynthesis. Gene Ontology annotation, molecular function: calcium ion binding. The coding region runs from base 96 to 908 and encodes 270 amino acids. The record is from RefSeq and is a predicted model, not a curated record. NCBI's taxonomy places the organism in Eukaryota, Viridiplantae, Streptophyta, Magnoliopsida, Caryophyllales, Amaranthaceae.
CACAACUUUAUCGAUAAGCAGUCACAAAUACAAGUGAAGAUAAAGGUCCAUUUUGAAAGCAUCAACCCUAUUAGAUAAAGCCAACCCUCCCAGUUAUGGCAUUACAACUGAAGAUAAGACCAUGGAAGAAACCAGAGGAGAUGCAACAACUGAAAGAUCACAGAUUUCUACUCAUUAAAUCCCUUAAAAAUCACCUCUCUUCAUCAACCCAACAAUACCCAUUAUCACAAACCCCCAAAAAAUCCCAAUUAGCAAAUAUCCAUCUGCCUAUAAUUCCAGUUUCGCACCCAAUUCUAGUCACAAUUUCAUCAGUAACCAAAAGAAGAACCUUCAAUUUCUCAAUUUUCACCCUCAUUUUAUCAGAAUUUCUUCCAGUUACUACUAUCAAUGCCAUUGCAGAUGAUGUUAAAGAAGAAACAAAAGAUGAACUUGAAAUGUACGUUGAUUCUGAAGAGGGUUUUACUCUUCUUAUACCUUCUUCUUACAUGAAGGUGGAAAAGGCUGGAGCAACUGCAUUGUUUGAGGAGGAGAAUAAAAAAGCAAACAAUGUGGGAGUAGUAGUGAACCCAGUAAGGCUUAGAAGUCUUAAAGAUUUUGGGACUCCUCAGUUUGUGGCUGAAAAGCUCAUUCAAGCUGAAAAACGCAAGGAAAGCACAAAGGAGGCCCAAGUGAUUGGAGUAGCCGAAAGACAUGGCCUAGAUGGAUUGCCUGUUUAUGAGUUCGAAUAUAGAGUCGAUAGCACAAGAGGCGGACCAAAAAGAAUAUUUUCAGCAGCAUUUGUCUCUGGAAAGAAACUCUACUUGUUAAACAUUACUCAUACUGACAAGCCCGAAAAUCCUCUCGACAAUAAUACAAGAAUGAUGCUCGAAAAAGUUCUUCAUUCCUUCGAUGCUGCGCCUUCGACAUAACACUUAUGUUAUUUUACCCUAUGUUUAAUGUAUAUUCCUAUACUAUGCUCCAAUAUUUCUGUUUGUUGUUCAAUUAUUUGCAUAGUUUUAUGUUCGUUAAUCUCUCUUCGUUAAUCGAAAAAAGAUAAUUAUAGUCAGUUUUGGGUGUCUUGGGACCAUUUUGUGCGAAUUGCGAAUUUAAAGCGAACUAACUAGCGAAUUUGAAGGCGAAAAUUGUCGCAACUAUUAAAAGACAGAAAGUACUGUUUUUUGUUGGACCAAGAAACUAUGUGAUUGGAUAAUUCACAGAAACAUGAAUCAUUCUAUACAUCUGUU